Gekko japonicus is the source of this 581-nucleotide messenger RNA. It is a transcript of the gene WDR53, whose product is annotated as WD repeat domain 53. The transcript is spliced from 2 exons. NCBI's taxonomy places the organism in Eukaryota, Metazoa, Chordata, Lepidosauria, Squamata, Gekkonidae. The record is from RefSeq and is a predicted model, not a curated record. The annotation marks the transcript as partial. Gene Ontology annotation, molecular function: protein binding.
GUGACCUCCGGAUGACGUUAAUUUUCUUCGCCGGAAAAGGAGGUUUUCUAUAGAGAGGCUGCUGGAGUUCUGACUCUAUUUAAAGUUGAUCUUGAAAAAUUAUGGCUGAGAGGUGGACCAAUGGACACUCCUCUUCAAUAUUAUGUUUGAAUGUGAGCAAAGAUGGUCUGGUGGUUUCAGGAGCAGAAGGAGGAGAACUGACCAUCUGGAAUGAGGAAGGGAGUCGAAUAGAACAGACAUGGCUUCAGAAAGCAGAUGACGUUACUUGUGUCAUAUUCUCUCCUAUCUGCCCCAGAAGACUAUAUGCUUCUCAUGGGGAAACAGUUAGUGUGCUGGAUAUCAGAUGUCUCAAGGAGCCAGUUGAAUGUUUUCAUGUGAAUGAAGAGGAGAUCAAUUAUCUUUCAGUAAAUGAAACAGACGGUCUUUUAGCUGUUGCAGAUGAUUCUGGAGCCAUAAAGAUAAUUGACUUGGAAAGCAAGAAGUUAAGCCGCUGCCUGAGUAGACACUCAAAUAUUUGUACCUCUGCUGUGUUUCGGCCCCAAAGACCUCAAUGUCUUGUUUCGUGUGGUCUGGAUAUGAAG